GGCCGCUGCGGCGGCGGCGGCGCCAGUGCGUCCGCCGGUGACUCUGGGGCGGGGCUGUGGGGAGGGCGCGGACUGACAGAUGGACUCCGGCGGAAUGGGGGGUGUGGCUGCUCCGCCAGGGUCCCCCGGGUGGGAGAGCGGCUCCGCGGCCAUCGGUGCCCGGACCCCCUCUGCCUUCUGCUAGACAUGCUCUUCCUCUCGUUUCAUGCAGGCUCCUGGGAAAGCUGGUGCUGCUGCUGCCUGAUUCCCGCCGACAGACCUUGGGACCGGGGCCGGCGCUGGCUGCUGGAGAUGGCGGACACGAGAUCCGUGCAUGAGACCAGGUUUGAGGCAGCGGUGAAGGUGAUCCAGAGUUUGCCGAAGAAUGGUUCAUUCCAGCCAACAAAUGAAAUGAUGCUUAAAUUUUAUAGCUUCUAUAAGCAGGCAACUGAAGGACCCUGUAAACUUUCAAGGCCUGGAUUCUGGGAUCCUAUUGGAAGAUAUAAAUGGGAUGCUUGGAGUUCACUGGGUGAUAUGACCAAAGAGGAAGCCAUGAUUGCAUAUGUUGAAGAAAUGAAAAAGAUUAUUGAAACUAUGCCAAUGACUGAGAAAGUUGAAGAAUUGUUGCGUGUCAUAGGUCCAUUUUAUGAAAUUGUCGAGGACAAGAAGAGUAGCAGGAGUUCUGAUGUAACUUCAGAUCUUGGUAAUGUUCUCACUUCUACUCCAAAUGCCAAAACUGUUAAUGGUAAAGCUGAAAGCAGUGACAGUGGAGCUGAAUCUGAGGAAGAAGAGGCCCACGAAGAAGUGAAAGGGGCAGAACAAAGUGAUAAUGAUAAGAAAAUGAUGAAGAAGUCAGCAGACCAUAAGAAUUUGGAAAUCAUUGUCACUAAUGGCUAUGAUAAAGAUGGCUUUGUUCAGGAUAUGCAGAAUGACAUUCAUGCCAGUUCUUCCCUGAAUGACAGAAACACUGAAGAAGUAAAGCCUAUUGAUGAAAACUUGGGGCAAACUGGAAAAACUGAUGUUUGCAUUCACCAAGAUCUAAAUGAUGAUCAUGUUGAAGAUAUUACAGGAAUUCAGCAUUUGACAAGUGAUUCAGACAGUGAAGUUUACUGUGAUUCUAUGGAACAAUUUGGACAAGAAGAGUCUUUAGACAGCUUUACAUCCAACAAUGGACCAUUUCAAUAUUACUUGGGUGGUCAUUCCAGUCAACCCAUGGAAAAUUCUGGAUUUUGUGAAAAUGUUCAAGUAAUUCCUGGAAAUGGCAACAUUGGGAAUAUGCAGGUGGUUGCAGUUGAAGGAAAAGGUGAAGUCAAGCAUGGAGGAGAAGAUGGUAGGAAUAACAGUGGAGCGCCACACCGGGAGAAGCGAAGCGGCGAAAAUGACGAAUUCUCUAAUGUCAGAAGAGGAAGAGGACAUAGGAUGCAACACUUGAGUGAAGGAGCCAAGGGUCGGCAGGUGGGAAGUGGAGGUGAUGGGGAGCGCUGGGGCUCCAACAGAGGGUCCCAAGGCAGCCUCAAUGAGCAGAUCGCCCUCGUGCUGAUGAGAUUGCAGGAGGACAUGCAGAACGUCCUUCAGAGACUGCAGAAACUGGAAACACUGACUGCUUCACAGGCAAAAUCAUCAAUAUCAACAUUGCAGACUACUAGUCAGCCCACGUCACAGAGACCAUCUUGGUGGCCCUUCGAGAUGUCUCCUGGUGUGUUAACUUUUGCCAUCAUAUGGCCUUUUAUUGCACAAUGGUUGGUGUAUUUAUACUAUCAAAGAAGGAGAAGAAAACUGAACUGAGGAAAAUGGUACUUUCCUCAAGAAGACUACUGGAACUGGAUGACCUCAGAAUGAGCUGGAUUAUGGUGUUCACAAGAAAAUCUCAGUUUGUGAUGAUUACAUUGCUUUUUGUUGUCUAGUAGUUUGGUUUGUGUACAUAUAUACACAUACAUAUUUUGCACUACACAAAUGAUAACAUUUUAAGGACUAAUAUUGCUGAUACUUGAAUAAUCAAUCUCUAUUAGGUUAUAAGUAGCAUACAUAAAUUCACCCUGUCCUUGAACUUGAAGGACAUUAUUAAUUAUCAUUUGGUAACAUGUUUACCUGAUUAUCUUCCAUAGAGUAAUAUAAGCUGCUUUCAAAGGUACCAUUGUGAUAAUGAGAUCAGGUUUAUAAGUGAGUAUUUUUAAUUUUCUAAAUUAAAUACAAGAAAGAAUGCAAACCAGGAGUGAAUUUCAAGUGAGAUGUAAUUGACUUUAUAUCUUAGUCACUGAGUUGCCAUGCCACAUAAUAGAAAACCGCAGGAAGAAUUGUUAUAUUCGCUUUGUGGGCUGCCCAUAAUCUUUCUCGGGCAUUCACAACUCUUAAGUUUGGUGUUCAGGCAGCAUUAUUAAAAAGUGGAGUCCUA
Molecule: messenger RNA, 2371 nt
Organism: Cebus imitator (Panamanian white-faced capuchin)
Lineage: Eukaryota; Metazoa; Chordata; Mammalia; Primates; Cebidae
Gene: ACBD5
Product: acyl-CoA binding domain containing 5
Exons: 13
Coding region: 187-1764 (525 amino acids)
Biological process (GO): fatty acid metabolic process; autophagy of peroxisome
Cellular component (GO): peroxisome
Molecular function (GO): fatty-acyl-CoA binding
Source: RefSeq, a predicted model, not a curated record